AUGGCGUCCGCGGGUCUUCUCAUGCUGCUCUCUGCUGCUGUGUUGGUCCUGAUCCCGAGUGGAAAUUGUGACAAGAUGUGCUCACCUGUGAUUAAGGACGUUAACCUGUUCCUGAUGGGAUCACCGGAUGAAUAUAUUAAUAAUUUGAAGAACUAUAACUUAAAUCCUAUUAUGUUGUCCCUCUCUCGAAAGCUGAAGGAAUGUGUUGAUGGGAAGUUGACCGAGGAGGAUAAGCAGCUAGCACAAAGUGCAUUGCACCCCAACAUCCCUGCUGGCUCCUCUAGCACUGUGGAGGCCUCCCCAGAGGUACUCCAUGACUUUACUAGUGUCCCAGAGGCCCACCCAGAGGAUCCCCAGGCCCCCACCAAGCUGCACUAG
Tupaia belangeri chinensis (Chinese tree shrew) is the source of this 378-nucleotide messenger RNA. RefSeq names its product major allergen I polypeptide chain 1-like. The transcript is spliced from 3 exons. Bases 1 to 378 code for a protein of 125 amino acids. The record is from RefSeq and is a predicted model, not a curated record. Lineage: Eukaryota; Metazoa; Chordata; Mammalia; Scandentia; Tupaiidae. Gene Ontology annotation, molecular function: steroid binding. Gene Ontology annotation, cellular component: extracellular region.